AUGGCUGCCACAUCGGAAGCCUCUACGGAGGUAAAAGCAUCAGCGAAGCCAAGUAUCUGGCGCCGCGCCACCUCGUUCGGCCGUCUGCUGUUCUAUGCUGUCCCCUCGUCCACAGAUUUAAUUAUCCUGCUCGUUGGCUUCCUUGCCGCUGUUGCAUCCGGAGUCCCGUUCCCGAUCAUGUCAAUUGUCUUUGGACAGCUGGUCAACGGACUGAACUCGGCUACCUGCGAUGUUGACCCCUCCACCGCCGCAUCCUACCAGGCUGGGAUCAAUUCCAAGAUACUGCUGAUUGUCUAUGUUGGAAUCGCCUAUUUUGCACUCAUUUAUAUCCACACCCUUUGUUGGAACAUUUUCAGUGAGAGGUUGGCUCAGCGCAUACGCGAGAGAUAUUUCAGCGCCAUUCUGCGACAGGAUACAACGUUCUUCGACAACAGGCCCGCUGGUGAGGUGUCUGCACGCAUCACAGACGAAAUAUCUGUCGUGCAGCAGGGGACGAACGAAAAGGUCGGCAUUGUAAUCAGCAGUGUGUCUUUCUUCGUCGCCGCAUACGUUGUAGCCUUCAUUAAGGAUCCGAAACUGGCUGGCAUGCUCGUAUCCCUCACUCCCGCAUACCUCACCAUGGCACUAGGUGGUGGAUACUUUGUGCAGAAGUACGUGGGACGCUCAAUAGAGGCCAUGGCCAUGGCAUCCUCCGCCGCUUUGGAAGCGAUCUCCAAUCCACUGGUUGUGCACGCCUUCUCUGCCAAUGCACGCCUGGAGGAGAGGUUUGUCGAAGUCCUGACGCCAGCUCUGUCGGCCGGCGUAUGGAAAUCUGUGGCUGUGGCAUUGCAGGCUGGUCUUUUGUAUUUCAUUGCCUUCUCGGCAAACGGUCUUGCUUUCUGGCAAGGGUCGCGACAGAUCGCCAGUGCGGUAGAGUUGAAUAUCGGUGGCAUUACGGUUGGAGACACAUUCACUGUCAUCCUAAUUCUCAUAGACGCGUCCUUGGUACUCAGCCAAUCUGCUCCAUUCUUGCGAAGCUUUGAUGCCGCAUCCGUAGCUUUUGCCAAGUUGGAGGCUGAUAUGAACCGGCCUGCGAUUAUUGACGGCACCGCCGAAGACACAGGUGGUUUGCUUUCAGACGUUGCCGGGAAGGUGGAGCUGCGCAAUGUUCAUUUCGCCUUCCCAUCCCGUCCCGAUAAGCCCGUGUUGCAAGGUCUGUCUUUUCUCUGCCCAGCUGGUCAGCAGACUGCCAUCGUUGGCCUUUCCGGUAGUGGUAAAUCCACAGUUGCCGGACUGAUCACCCGGUUCUAUGAUGCAGUCGAGGGCACUGUGCUUUUGGAUGGCCACGACCUCAGAGAGCUGAACGUCAGGUCAGUUCGAAGUCAUAUCAGUCUCGUACAACAGGAGCCCUGUCUCCUCAACCGAUCAAUCUUGGAAAACAUUGCCCUUGGUCUUAUCAACUCACCCAAGCAUGAGCAUCUGCGGCCGGCGCUGAUGAGCGACGUCCUUGCCAAAGUUGCCGCUGCAGUCCGAGAUGGCCAAUCCUUGGCGGCAGCCUCCCAGGAGCAUGGCGACCUCGUCCGGGAAAUCGUGGAACUGACGCUGAAUGCUGCUGUAUUGGCUGAUGCGACCGGUUUCAUUGAACGUUUGCCGGAAGGGUUCGGGGCUUCUGUCGGUGCCCAGGGUCAUCUCAUUAGUGGCGGGCAAAAGCAGCGUAUCUCUCUGGCCCGUGCCUUGGUCAAGGAUCCACGUAUUCUCAUUCUUGAUGAAGCUACUGCCUCCCUCGAUUCGGCCUCGGAAUUGCGGAUUCAACAGGCCCUGGGCAAACUGGCAGCUGGACGAACCGUGAUCAUAAUUGCUCAUCGGCUGUCGACUAUCAAGAAUGCGGACAAUAUCAUUGUUCUUCGACAGGGCAAGCUGGUAGAGCAAGGAACACACCGGGACCUUAUGGAUGCCAGUGGCGCGUAUGCUGAGCUCGUUCGUCUCCAGGACCUCAACAUCAACGGUAGCGAGGAGAAUAACAAUACAGCCUCUGCGAGCUCCAACUGUUCCACGGAAGAGAUCUCCGAGAAGGCCGGGACCCUUGAGACAUCGACCGUCGCUGAUAUCCCUCAUGCUGAUACUCGGGGACCAGCGGACGAAGGGGUGGGGGGCGAACGAACGUUCUGGGCGACCGCACAGUCAAUGGGUGCCCUGUUGCGGCCAUACUUGUUCGUGCUGGUCAUCGCAACUGUUGGAGCAAUCGUUAUCGGCGGCACAUAUUGUGGAUCAGCUGUGAUCUUCGGUAACGUUGUCAGUAAGCUCAGUUACUGUGAAGAACCUAGCUCCAUCCGUCAGGCGGGUGAGUUGUUUGGGCUUCUAUUUUUCAUCCUCGCCAUCAUUGAGUUCAGUGCCAAUUUCUUCAGCUGGUCUCUCUUUGGCUGGGUCGCCGAACAGGUUAUGUACAAGGUGCGCGUACUCACUCUGCGGUCUAUUCUCGAACAGGAUCUGGAAUGGCACGAAAUCAAAGGCCGGAACCCAUCUCUUCUCCUUGGGCUGAUUACCAAGGACAGCACCGCCCUCGGUGGCCUGACUGGGUCUGUGAUUUGCACGAUCCUGUCGAUCUUUGUCAGUCUUGUCGCGACUAUCACCAUGACGCAUAUUAUUGCCUGGAAGAUUGCGAUAGUAUGUCUCUCAGUUGUACCACUGCUCCUGGGUGCCGGUUACAUGCGCGUCACCACGUUAGCCCGCUUUGAGGAGGAACAUCUAGAAGCUUUCGCAAACUCCAAUGCCAUCACCGUCGAGGCCGUCAACUCCAUCAAGACGGUUAUGUCGCUUUCACUGGAGCACGAGAUUCUCGGUACAUACCGUCGCUCACUCCAGGAACCGAUGCGCCAAAUCACGAAGCACAGUGCCUGGGCCAAUCUGUGGUUGGCGGUUGGUUACGGUCUGAGUAAUUUCCUCUAUGCGCUGGCCUACUGGUGGGGAUCAGCGCGCAUUAUCGCAGGCGAAUACACUCAAACCCAGUUCUUCAUCGUGCAGCUUGCUCUCCUUGUUAGUUCCCAGCUAUGGGGACAGGCGUUCGCCCUCGCGCCCGACGUGUCGCGCGCGUUCAGUGCUACACGACGUCUACUGAACCUGCUCGACAUGGGAUCGACUAAGAAGCUUUCUGCGCCUCUUACUCCGGUGUGGGAUGUCGAAGCCACGGCAACUAGUGAGAAGGCACCGCCAUCGGCUGAGGGUGUCAGCGUCGCCUUCAAGCAGGUCUUCUUCUCCUAUCCUGCACGGCCAGAUACGCAAAUUCUGCAUGGCCUGGACCUGAGCAUUCAACGCGGGCAAUUUGCAGCGCUUGUGGGGCCAAGCGGUGCUGGCAAGUCAACAAUCGUCUCGCUCGUUGAGCGCCUGUACGCUCCCGCGUCGGGAACCGUUGAGGUCGACGGGCAUAACAUCGCGUACGGAGAUACCUCGUUCCGCUCUGCUAUUGCCUACGUUCCGCAGCAAAGUGUCCUGUUCAAUGGAACCAUCCGAUUCAAUCUGACCCUCGGUGCGAGACCCGGUCAAACAGUCUCCCAGGAGGAACUCGAGGAAGCGUGCAAAUCGGCCAACAUCCACGACACGAUCAUGCAGUUACCUGAUGGAUACGACACACUCUGUGGGCCAAAUGGCGACCGGCUGUCAGGAGGACAGAAGCAACGGUUAGCGAUUGCGCGGGCGCUUGUUCGUAAGCCUAAGCUCCUGCUUCUGGAUGAGUCGACAAGUGCUCUGGAUGCGGAAUCCGAGCGCUUGCUUCAGGAUGGCCUCGAGAAGGCUGCGAAACAUAUGACCAUUAUUGCCAUUGCGCAUCGGCUAUACACUAUCCGCAAGGCGGAUGUGAUCUUCCUGAUUGAGAAUGGCAGGUGCGUUGAUCAAGGCACGCACGCACAGCUGAUGGAGCGUAGUGAGAGCUACCGUGUCAACGUCCUAAACCAAGCAGUUGACUCGUGA
This is a messenger RNA of Aspergillus fischeri NRRL 181, 3942 nucleotides long. RefSeq names its product ABC transporter ATP-binding protein. Gene Ontology annotation, cellular component: membrane. Gene Ontology annotation, molecular function: ATP binding; ATP hydrolysis activity; ABC-type transporter activity. The coding region runs from base 1 to 3942 and encodes 1313 amino acids. The record is from RefSeq and is a predicted model, not a curated record. The transcript has 3 exons. NCBI's taxonomy places the organism in Eukaryota, Fungi, Ascomycota, Eurotiomycetes, Eurotiales, Aspergillaceae. Gene Ontology annotation, biological process: transmembrane transport.